AUGCUGCUCCAACGGCGUGGGAUAUUUAUAGCACUUGGCAUCGUGCUAUCAGGCUACAGAACUAUAAUACCGGCUGAAGCAGUUCCAGAUGCCGAUGGAUAUGACACCGUUCUAGAAAGCGCAAUCGGAAAGUACGAAAAAAAUAACAAAGCUGCCCUGAAAGAUGCUUUAUCCGCGCUGAAUGAUUUGGAAGAUGGCUACUUAUUAAAAUAUCGCUUUGGCUGGCGUGAGAAUGAAGCUGGACGCCUACAAAAAGCUCAAGAGUCCGGGAAUCAUUGGGAGCUAACAGAGUUUGCCCGAAAAGGACCAUCUUAUCAGGAGUUAAUUGAUCGUUUAUGGGUUGAGAUGGCGAAGUUAUUGUCAAAAGUGCCAACCCCACGGCCCUCAGACCCAGGUAGGGAUACUGGAAUGAUGGACUCAUACCGAGAUCCGCCCUCCCAGCCACCGUCAGAUCACGCGGCGGGCAGGGAAUCUCAAUCGUCAACACCUUUACCGGUGUCCACAAACGAAGAUAAAGUCGUGGCCUUUGAUAAUAUUGUAAGGUUUAUGAGUUUUGCUAUUGACUUCGCGUUUAUAAAGGCAGAUCUAGCCCCGAAAUUCUUCCGCUUCCAAGGUCGGUCGAUUGAUAAUCAACAGUUAUCUAUUCUCAAAGAACUAGCCAAUUUCUUGGAUUCUAAGUGGGGAAGAGGUAGUCCCUUCAGUAUCGGUCGCUCUGACGUUGAUGGGUUUACUCGCUAUCUCUACUCAAUUCCGGAUGAUGUUGAGCAUACAGAUAGAUCCGCCUCGGAUUCCGAAGAUGAAGAAUAUUGGGGAUAUGAACCACUACUACCCAUGAGACACGAGUUUCAACCUUCUGGUCUAGUCGAAUUCCGAACGGGAUUGUCACUAUUAAAUCAUGCUGUGAGCCAGCUCCCCGGAUAUUGGGCUCGGGCUGUAGAACAGAGGUUCACGGGCGGGAUUCCCCCCAACCAUCCGGAUGUUGUGAUCGCCCGGGACCUUGCGGGGCAGAUACAAGAAUUUCUUGAAUUUUACGCGGAGGGCUUGUCGACUUUGUUGGUGAGGGUGGAAAAACUUCCCCCGCUGACGACUCGUUGGGUGGAGCCGACACAUGAGCAAGUUAAAUGGUGGAGGAAACAAGGCCUCAGUGAUAGCAUGCUCGAGGAGAAUGAAGACUUUUUCAAAGACUUGAAGGUACCCGAUAUGAACAUAGAAGACGAAGAACAAGGCGAUAUACUCGAAGAAGCAUCCGUAACGGAAUACCUCCCUUCGCCUGCAAACGAGAUAGAGGCCGAGUUCGACUUUCAACCUUUAACAAACCCCAAUCAGAACCAAAUAGUUCAAGAGAUAGACCCUAAAAUUUGGAACCCGUUAGACGAUGAGCUAGACUUUGGUGAUUUUGAGAAUGCGAAUUUGGAAUCAUUUGUAACUGAGCUAAACUUUGGGGACACGGUACCUGCUUGGGACCCAAAUGACCUCGAGCUGCCAGAAUAA
This is a messenger RNA of Orbilia oligospora ATCC 24927, 1491 nucleotides long. RefSeq lists its product as uncharacterized. The transcript has 2 exons. The coding region runs from base 1 to 1491 and encodes 496 amino acids. The record is from RefSeq and is a predicted model, not a curated record. Lineage: Eukaryota; Fungi; Ascomycota; Orbiliomycetes; Orbiliales; Orbiliaceae.